ACAGAAUAUACGAUGUACACGUUAGUACGAACUGAGGUAUACUAUAGGUCACAAGUCGAGGACAUUAAGGAUUCCGUAACACGGUAGAAGGAACAAGAGUGAAAGAACAAUACAUCUAUAUAAUGAAUGACGCCGAUCUAGACGCCUUGAUUCCUGGGUUGAUCAAAAAGGCGAGAGAUGCUCGAGAGAAGGCAUACUGUCCCUAUAGCAAUUUUAAAGUGGGAGCUGCCCUUUUAUGUGAAGAUGGAAGCAUUUUCACAGGUUGUAAUGUGGAAAACGCUUCAUAUGGAUUGUGCAUGUGUGCAGAGAGAGUCUCUAUUGCUAACGCUGUAUCGGCAGGACAUAGACAAUUCACUGCAUUGAUUUUAGUAUGUGAUGUUCCCUACUUUAUCGGUUCCUGUGGGAUGUGCAGACAAGUCAUGGCAGAGUUCGGCUUUGAUUGGUAUUUGGUCAUGACAACACCCGGUAUCAAUAAUGAUUGGAAGAAAGUGACAAUUAAAGAGUUACUGCCGUAUGGGUUUGGCCCUAUAUCACUAGAUGAUUCUAAGGGACAGAAAGAAAAUAUACAAAGCAACGAGUAAAAUAGAUGGUAGAGAGGUAGAAGAGGAAAUCUGAACAAAGGAACGUGAUCGUGUGGCUACAUUAUUGCGUGACGAAAAUAGUUGUUCCGGGGAUUUCUGUCCCUCUUGGCUUUACUGCUCCUGGUUGAAAAAAUGUAAUAAGAAAAAUAUCUAUCCAACACCGGACGGUGUAGAAUACAUAGGAAUAGCAUGUAUAUUUUCAUUUCUGAAAGUAUAUGAUACAUACUAAUACUAAUUUGAAGCAAGUUGAACGUUGAUCUUGAAAAUCUUGACCUUUCUCAAUUUUUUGAGCUCUUAUAUCUGGUGCAAAACUAUAAAUUCAUUAUUGUGUAUCCUGACUUUCAGCCAAAAAUGUAAAUCUGUGUUCUCGAACUGAAAACUUGAGAUAACAUCGAAUAUCACUGGAGGUCAAAUCUCAAAUCUAAGAUCAUAUUCACUGGUCAGUAUCAAGCGAAGGUUACGGUCGUCACCUUCGCAUUUAAGAUGGC
Owenia fusiformis is the source of this 1069-nucleotide messenger RNA. NCBI's taxonomy places the organism in Eukaryota, Metazoa, Annelida, Polychaeta, Sabellida, Oweniidae. The record is from the annotation of a GenBank genome assembly.